AUGUCGGGGUUCGAUGAUCUGACACCAUCUAUCGGGUGUUCGCAUCUAUCACUUCUCGACCUCCCCACAGCCUUCGCGUCAUCAUGGUAUCGCGAUGCCUUCUGCUCGCAAAAGCCACUCUUGGGCUCAGCCGGCAAUUGCGUACAUUUCCCAUCACUACUGGAUGUUGAUCUUGAAGAUCUAGCUGCCGGGCUUGAGAAGGGCUCAUUCACCACCACCAUCGAUCUCGUCAAUGCCUAUACCCGCCGUAUUCUGGAGGUGAACUCUACCCUCAAGGCUGUCACCCAGCUCAACACCAAUGCCCUCUCGAUGGCGUCAGAGGAUGCUGCUCGAACAAACGGCACGAUCAUGGGACCCGUCGACAAAAUCCCCGACUACGUCGGCGCCUGCGACUACCUCGCCCUGCGCGGUGCUCGAAUUGGCGUCCCACGUAAUCUCAUCGAACUCGACGAUCCUGCCUUCGACCCUUGCGCGCCCGUCCUCCCCGCCUUCGAAGCAGCUCUCUCCGUCCUCCGCUCCGCCGGCGCCAUCAUCAUCAACGACCUCUUCCUCCCCGGCUAUGAGACUACGAAAAAGGAACAAUCUGUCUUUGAGAACCUCGUCUUAAAUACUGACUUCCCCCGCAUAGCGACCUAUUUCUCCUAG
Messenger RNA from Neurospora hispaniola, 645 nucleotides. RefSeq lists its product as uncharacterized. Lineage: Eukaryota; Fungi; Ascomycota; Sordariomycetes; Sordariales; Sordariaceae. The record is from RefSeq and is a predicted model, not a curated record. The transcript is spliced from 3 exons. Bases 1 to 645 code for a protein of 214 amino acids.